Messenger RNA from Xiphophorus hellerii (green swordtail), 2042 nucleotides. RefSeq names its product stanniocalcin-2-like. Gene Ontology annotation, biological process: intracellular calcium ion homeostasis. The transcript is spliced from 4 exons. The record is from RefSeq and is a predicted model, not a curated record. Gene Ontology annotation, cellular component: extracellular region. Lineage: Eukaryota; Metazoa; Chordata; Actinopteri; Cyprinodontiformes; Poeciliidae. The coding region runs from base 274 to 1065 and encodes 263 amino acids. Gene Ontology annotation, molecular function: hormone activity.
GAAGAGUGACAGACAAUUAUAUGGGAUGCAUUUUGCCCACUGUGGUUCAUUUACUGAUAACAUGAUAAACUCUCGACUCUACGUUGCUGCGCGUUCACAAUGCUGCGCUGUGAUUGGCGGAGACGCAUGCUCCGUUCAGUCCGGUGAACGCGCGGCGCUCCUGCGGGUUCAUAUACCCGCGUUUCUCUGCCGCACUAACCUGACCACACUCCUGCAAACAAACACAAUCUAGUAAAGCUGUCGGGAAAAUAAUAAUAAUAACAACAAUAAAAGAUGAUGGUGAAUGUGUCUGCUGCGAUGUUUCUGCUGCUGGGCUGUAAUCAUCUGCUGGCCAUGGAGCUGCAUGAUCAUAUCCUGGAGAAACAAGGGAGCCAAGUCAAAAAGCGCCUCUCCCUGCAGAGCACAGCUGAAAUCCAGAGCUGCUUGGUGAGUUCAGGGGAUGUCGGCUGUGGGAUGUUUCAGUGUUUCAGCAAUAACUCCUGUGAGAUCCAGGGCCUCCACCAUAUAUGCCUCACUCUGCUGCACAACGCAGGACGCUACAACUCUCAGGGUAAGUCGUACGUGAAGGACGCACUUCGAUGCAUUGCGCUGGGACUGCGGCAGCGUUUCAGCUGCGUGAGCCGGCGUUGCUCUGCGGUGAAAGAGAUGGUGUUCUCGCUCCAGAGAGAGUGCUACUCCAAACACAAUCUCUGCCUGGCUGUGCAGGAUCACCUGGACACCAUGGGGAACCUGGUCCAGUUCCAACUCAUGUUUCCUGCAGGGCCGUACGUUGAGCUGAUGAACUUCCUGCUGAAGUGUGGAGACAAGAUCAGGUCCUGGGUCGGACAGCGACUUCGGGGGCAAUGUGAGCAACACUGGGGGGCGCUCUGCAGCACCUUCACCAACAUCUGCCCCCUCAGUCCGUCAGAUGCUCCGGGGCUUCCCACCAGUCCAGCACCCUCCAUCCCUGGACCUGCUACCCCUGCUGAUCCCCUGCAGCAGCCGACCAGAGAGGUCGAACUAGAGGAUGUGACCCCUGAUUGGUCGACAGACAAUGUUACCCAAUCUGAUCUCUUAGCAUCCUGAACUUUCUUAUAUCAAGAGUUACACAAGGUGCACACAGGGUAAACAAACAUUAAGCACUUAUAUUACCAGUAGAAAAAGUAAAAGAUGUAGAUUUAGACGAGUUUUCUGUGUAGUGUUGCCAGUGAAUGCAAAAGCAGCAAUACUUAUUUAGUGUGUGGGUGUUUUUGUUUUGUGGAGAUUAAUAUUUUCUCUGAAUAUAUACAGGAUGAAAAGCCAUUAAUCUACCUCACAUCAAUAUUACAUUUCAUCAGAGGGAAACGCUCAUAACAAGUUCAGCUCAUGUGCGUCUCAUGGCUUUGAGACAGAAUUAAACUUUUUUUUAGUCUGUUUUGGUUUUUAUGAGGAUUGUCAUGUUGUGCAUCAUGCAUAUAGUUAAAGAAUAAGCUUCAAUAACCUACCUUAAACUUGUAAUAAUCUUAAAGACAUCUGAAGUUAUACAAUCUAUUUUAUAUAACAGUUUUUUCUCAGGCCAUUUUCUUUAUAGUCACAAAGCAGAUGGCUCUAAAUGCAUCCAGAGGAAAAGAUGCAAAGAAAGUCCAGCAUACUGAAGUAAUUAUGCCUAUUUUUAUGUCUGAGUUGUCCCAACUGGUGGUGCUGAAGUGUUCAGAUAUAAAACAGGGUUUUGCUUGUUAUUGCAACUCAAAACAUUAAAAACAUCUAAGAAGAGGAAUCCUGUCAGAACGGUGCUUUUAAAAUCAGCGAAUGGUGAUGCAAAAAUGACAAAUCCCAACUUAGUGCUUAAUACUAAGUUGUGCUUAGUAUUAAGCACAACUUUAAUAGUUUAUUUAAAUAGAAAAUGUUUUUGAAAAAAAAUAAAAAGCAGACCUUAUUGUAAGUGAAUAUUUUUCUUUAAUUGGUUUAAAAAUCGGAUUUCAGCACAGGUUACCGUUUCCUGUGUAAUGCAAACAGUUCUUGUUUUUGAGAAUACAACAGUGUUAGCUGUGACUAUAAUUUACAUAAAUAUAAAUAAAUAUGGG